This is a messenger RNA of Aspergillus tubingensis, 1440 nucleotides long. Its product is annotated as amino acid permease. Gene Ontology annotation, biological process: transmembrane transport. NCBI's taxonomy places the organism in Eukaryota, Fungi, Ascomycota, Eurotiomycetes, Eurotiales, Aspergillaceae. Gene Ontology annotation, cellular component: membrane. The transcript is spliced from 9 exons. The record is from RefSeq and is a predicted model, not a curated record. The coding region runs from base 1 to 1440 and encodes 479 amino acids. Gene Ontology annotation, molecular function: transmembrane transporter activity.
AUGAAAAUGACAGCGGAUUUGGAUCGAAAAGGUACCAUCGUGAGCCUCGAAAGCAUCCAAGAUGGCGAAAUCGGCAUUCUCGAUUUGGACGGCGGUGUCACCCCUGAAAUUAACGCGGAUGGAAUGCCGCGCCAGUUCAAUUGGCUUUCAACUCUUGGGAUUUCUUUCUCGAUCACAAACUCCUGGGCAGGAUACAUGAGCAACUUUGGCCAGAUCCUGGCUUAUGGCGGUCCUCGAUUAGUAAUAUUUGGGUCUAUCUGCGCUUUUGUCGUUCAGAUCAUUGUAAUUCUCGGGCUCAGUGAGCUGGCAUCAGCCUUUCCGUCAAGCGGAGGUCAGUAUUAUUAUUGCUACAUGCUCAGUCCGACCAAGUCGAAGAGAUUCUCAGCGUUCGUGGUCGGAUGUAUGUCUGUCUUAGCAUGGUGGAUAGUGACAUCUUCCGGUGUCCAGAUGGUUACGGCCUCCCUUGCGGGUAUAGUCAAAUUUUGGCACACAGAAUAUACAGCUGCCCAGUGGCAUAUAUACCUGGUAUAUAUUGCUAUAUCUCUGCUCACAUUGACACCGAUAUUCUUGGCUCCGAGUAAAGUCAACUGGACGGUUCACACGGCCCUCUUUCUAUCUCUUACGGGCAUGGCCCUUAUUAUUACUAUCUCACUUGCUAUCCACAUUAGCGAAGAGCUCCCUCAACCAGAGAAGCGUGUCCCUCAGGCCAUGACCAUGAGUGUUAUUCUGAGUCUCGCUACCUGUCUUCCAUUGUCGGUUGCACUGAUGUUUUGCAUGUCCGAUAUGGAAGCGGUUAUCAAUUCGGAACUGCCAAGCUUGGAAGUGAUGUAUCAGGCCACAAAGAGCAAAGGCGUUACUACCUUCCUCUCAGUGUGGCUCUUGGUUGUCUAUGCUGCCUCAAUCCCGUCUCAAUGGGUGACGUGCGGCAGAGUAGCAUGGGCUUUAGCUCGCGAUAUUAACUCCCCGUCAGCAAGAUACUUUGCUAAAGUCGACGACAAGCUAAAGUUCCCUGUCCGCACCACAGUUGCUAGCUUUGGCUUUGUUGCUAUCUAUAGUCUGUUAUACUUGGUUUCCUCGGGCGCUUUCAACACGAUCACCAAUAGUGCGAUACUCUUCCUCCACAUAACUUACGUGGUGCCUCAGGGCAUACUUUUGAUGAAAGGCAGAGCGGGCGCACUACCAUUUCGAUACUUAAAGCUUGGCUGCCUCGGCUAUCUCUGCAAUGCCUUUGUUAUUUUGUGGAUUGUUAUACUUGGAGUGUUUGUCUGCCUGCCUCUUGGGUUACCGGUAGAAGCCGAGUCGAUGAAUUAUACGGCUCCCGUGCUAAUAGGUCUAUUUGGCCUUGUGAUCCUGUUGUGGUAUGGACUAGGAAGGGUAGCAUUUCAGGGACCCCAGAUUGACAGGGACAUGAUGCAGGAGGUAAAUUCUGGUCUCAAGUGA